Haemonchus placei is the source of this 267-nucleotide messenger RNA. NCBI's taxonomy places the organism in Eukaryota, Metazoa, Nematoda, Chromadorea, Rhabditida, Trichostrongylidae. The record is from the annotation of a GenBank genome assembly.
AUGGACAACGAUGGCGGCGAGAAGUCGGUCGAGUCCACCCUAUACCCAUCCUAUACGGAGGAGACGGAGCGUAGCCGAUCGGAAAGCGAUGGAGCGCCAAGAACGGAACGCUCUUCAUCAACGUGUGCAUCUCGGGAGUCUCUCAUCAUCUGCAAUAGACUCGCACCUGUACACUGUCUACCUGAACCAACGUAUAGCGCCAUUGUUGAUUUCUCCUUCGUCAACCGAUGUUGUCUGGAAUCUCUGCGCAUCAAAUGGUCAUUAUAG